UCACAAUGCAGUAUGGGCACGUACCUUACGAGAACAUCCGCCAACCGAACGUUCUCUGUUCGCUGUUGAUCCUCCUGCCGCGUUAAUUCUCGUGUGAACUUUUCAGUCCAUGUACGGGCACUGGGGCAUCUUCCUUUCGACACGCUCUGAAGCGGGGAGGACAAGUUGAAUAUCAUCGUCCGAAUGGACUCGACAUCACGCGGACAUGGCUCUAAUCGCCCGGUCUUGGCCAAAGGUGAACCACCGAGUCAACGUCAGACACCACCAGGUCGACAUUCUCGAGGAUCGUCAUCCGCUGGCAAGGAGCGAACCACACAUGCCUGCGAUCGAUGCAGGAUAAUGCGCACUAAAUGCUCCGGAGGAGAUCGAUGUACAAAAUGUGUCAAGGAUAACGCACCAUGCCUCUAUGGGGACCGCAAGCGAGAACGCAAUAAGAAGGAUCUGGCUCAAAGUCUGACCCGCAUUGACGAGCUAAAGAGUGAAAACCACAUCCUGUUGAAUGCUCUUCGCUCCUUGACAGCCGACCACGACUUUGACACGUCAAGACACGGCGACGUCCUUGACAUUCUGUCAAAGUAUCCACAGGACCAGUCCGAAAGCGGGCAUGAAUCAAGCAGCCAGUCAUUGACCAUGGCCAGUGGCAGUAAGAAGCGAAGAGCGACUCAAUAUUUAUUCCAGAAAGGAGGCGAAGACGGAACGGAGCAUGGGGCCGAGCAUGGUGAGAAGCGCGCAGCCUCAAGUGUAGGUUCACCAGGCAGGCAAGGAGAACUCGCACAUGUUGUUGACCUGGACGGUGGUGUCGGCGCUUCCGGCUUCGUGGGUAAGAUGUCCGAGAUAUCUUGGAUCCAACGGGCUGCCGAAACCAUCAAGAACCAGGCGAGCACGACGCAUCCGGAAUUUGCCAUGGGGGAAGCCGACCACCGCAUCACCACAGCGACAGACUUUAGCUUCUGGAUGGAUGACUUUGACCUUUUGGCUGUUGAUGAGGAUCUUGUUGACCCAUAUGAAUGGCCUCUUACCGACACUGCCCUGAUCCUGUCGGAAGCAUGUUUUCAUGCCUUGCAGGGCAACUUCCCAUUCAUUCUUCGCGAGGAGUUUUUGCAGACGAUGUUUUCAUACCCACGGCAGAGACCCAUGCCGAGCUGGGGUCAACGCCGGUGGCUAGCGUUGGCAAAUCUUGUGUGGGCCGUCGGAGCCAAAUGGCUGCAAAUAACAAAGCUCGAGCAACCAAACGCGCGGGACACUCACCUUCUGUACUAUGCUAGGGCGCGAGCCCUUGGUCUCGACCACCGAAUUCUCUUUGAUCAUCCGGACAUCGAAAGAGUCCAAGGUAUAGGCCUACUUGCCUUCUACUUGUUGUCCAAUGGUUCCAUUACACGAGCAUGGAACGUUCUUGGCCAUGGCACGCGGCACGCUACAGCACUUGGCCUACAUCUCAAGGUGUCAGAUCCAGGGCUCAAUGAUGCAGAAAAGGAGCGACGCGCCCGGACGUGGCAUUCUUUAUACAGCCUGGAGAUUUUGCUAUCUGAAAUCACAGGGCGGCCCAAGUCCAUCUUCUUAUCUGAUGUGACGGCUCCGACGACCCUUUUCGCCAAAAGCGCAGAGACCGGGAGAAGCCAGGGUCAACGAAAGCCUAAUGAAAUGUCCAGUACUGACUCGAGACGAGUAUGGCUCGACUUUCUGAGGGCAAGGCGGGAGAUUUCGCAGGCGAUGACGGGUGGGUUGGUGCCUUUGACGAGUUUUCCAUUGCUCGGCCAAGGCAUCUCUCCUUUGUAUUUUCCACACCGACUACAACUUUGCCAUCUGAGUGACAAGAUUGCCCCCCAACUGUAUAGCGGGGCGGGCGACGAGACCUGGUCGGAGGUCCAACAAAAGAUUGGCGAAAUGCAGACAGAGUUGAGGAAAUGGCUCGAGGCACUCCCCGACGAACUCAACCUCCAGAGCGAUGUGACCGUGGACACCGACCCCCGAGCCAAGAUUGAGCUGUCCAUGUAUUAUUACAGCGUGCAGAUGAUUCUGCACCGGCCAUGUUUGUGCGAGAUUGUCAUCGAGAACCAAUCAUUUCCAUCACAAGAAUUCAACCGAAAUUCUGCGCGAGCAUGCGUGCAUGCCGGCAUGUCCCUACUGGCAAUCCUGCCGGACAGUCCCAGUGCCCACGAGGCCUACCAGCUGCUUCCCUGGUGGGGGCUGCUUCACUAUGUCGCACAAGCCACGUCGGUCUUGAUGUUGGAAAUGGCUCUCGAUUGCCAGCAUUUCCGAACCGAGAUACCAGAUGUCAUCAAUUAUUUGCGCAAGGCUAUGGCAUAUAUCUGGUGCAUGUCGGGAACUUCGCCAUCGGCGUAUAGGGCAUGGAGGGUGUUCAGGCAAUUAUUGACAGCCAUUCUAGAGAACUAUGACGGUUAUGACACCGUGGAUAUACCACAGGAGGCUCCUCAACCACCGGGUUGGACCGAGCAAAACGAGACAUCUGUGCGAAGGAAUUUCGCGUCUUGGGGGAAAAUGGACGGAGUUGACGGACAUGGUGAAAGUCCCGACUGGUCUACGUGGUCGUCGUGAAAGAGAGCCAUCUGGCGAAGUGGAUGAGAACGAGGGGAAUCUGAAUGAAGGAGGUAAUCCAGGCAUGUAUGAUAGGCUAUGCUGCUGGUAGUGAGUGCGAAUGAUGCUUCCGGUCCUAGUAGGCGUAGACCGUAUCUUUAGGGUUGUCGGUAUUUCUUGUGCCGGUAGCGAACCUUGAUCCUUCCCCAGAAAAUUCACUUUUGCCUG
This is a messenger RNA of Exophiala viscosa, 2763 nucleotides long. RefSeq lists its product as uncharacterized. Gene Ontology annotation, biological process: DNA-templated transcription; regulation of DNA-templated transcription. Gene Ontology annotation, molecular function: DNA-binding transcription factor activity, RNA polymerase II-specific; zinc ion binding; DNA binding. Bases 184 to 2556 code for a protein of 790 amino acids. Lineage: Eukaryota; Fungi; Ascomycota; Eurotiomycetes; Chaetothyriales; Herpotrichiellaceae. The record is from RefSeq and is a predicted model, not a curated record. The transcript has 4 exons.